ACACACGGCGCCUCCCACACUCUUUGUCACCGGACCGCCCGGUACAGGUAAAACUGUGGUGCUGCUGCUGAUGGCCAUAGAGUGGCUGCGAUGUGGUCACCACGUCUACGUUGUCAGUACGUGGAUGGAGAGUCUAGCAGCGUGCACCAUGUUGUAUCACCUGUUGCUGCAGACAGUAAAGACACAACAGUCAGCAGGUGUAUCACCCGGUCAGCCUCACCUCCUGCAGUAUGACCUUGAUGGCGGUGUAGACGUAGAGAAGGCCGUCAACGAAUUGUCACAGGCGGCGAGCGGAGGGUCGUUGUACGUCAUCGCUGAUGAAGUAGGGAAUAACUACAGUCUUGACUACAGAAUCAGCAACUUCCAGACGUUGUGUGAGUUGCUGCUGAAACGGUUUCCUCGUCUCCAUCUGUGGGCGGCAAGUUGUUUCCAUGACUACGCACCAACCGGCUGGCAAGUGGAAUAUUUAACAAGACCCCUCCGCUCUCCUCCGACCGUCGUCAGGGAAGUCGAGCAGGACGGGAGGAUCACUAGAGACCGUCAGGUACUGCCGUACAGUGAACGAGGUGUGCCCGACCACACAGACGGCCCGCCAGUCACACGACUGUAUCACCCAGGUCAGGGUCACUCAGGUCGAAGACCAGGUGAAUGUGUCACGUGUGGUCGUGAGGUGGCCAGCUUCCUACACAGUCUCCGUGUUAGUGUUACAGGGAGAAGCACAACAACAUCUACAACAUUCACUUCUACCAGUGGCGGCACAACACCAACCUGUCUAAAGUGGAGAGACGUGCUGGUGUUGUACUGGGAUUAUGUUAGUGAUCAUUUGGGUGUGGUCACAGGACUGCAAAAAGCGGGUAUCCCAGUGCGAGUGAUGAAGGAUGAUGACAUCGACGACGUGGUCACGGCCCGCAGUGACGUGGUGUGGGUGGCGAGUGGACAUCGUGUUCGUGGUCUGGAGAGAAAAGUCGUCGUCUGCCUGGAGGACCCUGAUUACGAUAUAUUCAGAUCUAAGUCUUUACAACUGUACAACUUUAAUACUGCCCGACUUGACCUCAUGUCCCGCUGUACGUCACAACUUGUGAUUGUCUCCACUGACGACAAGCCGCUAGAAGGUGACUGACACUGACACUGACACUGACACACCUGUCACCUGCUGUAGUCGUGUGUCAGUCUCUUACACCAACAAUUGUCUUUUAGUGUUUGUCCUCUUCUACUCUCAGUCUGUCACUACGUCAUCACCUUAUGAUGUAAUAGAUAUGACAGAGUUUUAGAUGACGAUGUCUCUGUUUACAAAACAACAAGUGUCAACAGGUUUGUCUGUCUCAGAGGUGUGUGUGUUAAUGUGUCAUCAUAUCCGUCCGUCAGUCUACCAGUGUGAUAUCUGUGUCACUGUGUGUAUAAG
Pomacea canaliculata is the source of this 1402-nucleotide messenger RNA. RefSeq lists its product as uncharacterized. The transcript is spliced from 3 exons. Lineage: Eukaryota; Metazoa; Mollusca; Gastropoda; Architaenioglossa; Ampullariidae. The coding region runs from base 71 to 1120 and encodes 349 amino acids. The record is from RefSeq and is a predicted model, not a curated record.